This is a messenger RNA of Sapajus apella (tufted capuchin), 3708 nucleotides long. It is a transcript of the gene TPH1, whose product is annotated as tryptophan hydroxylase 1. The record is from RefSeq and is a predicted model, not a curated record. The transcript is spliced from 9 exons. Gene Ontology annotation, biological process: aromatic amino acid metabolic process; serotonin biosynthetic process. Lineage: Eukaryota; Metazoa; Chordata; Mammalia; Primates; Cebidae. Gene Ontology annotation, cellular component: neuron projection. The coding region runs from base 635 to 1666 and encodes 343 amino acids. Gene Ontology annotation, molecular function: tryptophan 5-monooxygenase activity; iron ion binding.
AGGUAUUAAACUCUGUGCUCAAUCUGUUCAUCUAAUUUUAUUAAAUGGAUUUUUGCAAGGGAAACUCUUCUUUGUCCAAGAUUAACAUUGGUAUCACUUUUUGAAAUCUAGCUUUUAGAUAUGAGAAUUUUCAAAAGAUUCUUCUUAGCCAGGAAACUGAAUAAUAUUUUGAUUUGAAUUCUGAUUAAUUCUGACAAUCUGAAGGACCUCUAGUAUGUGUUAUUUUAUUGUUUUCUGGAGGAUGGGAUGAAUUUUGAAAACUUAUUUGACUAGUACAUAAUUUUUAAGAGGAAUUAUUUUGUUGUUGGCAGUACUAAAAACAGCUUUUUUCCCUUUGACUGUUCUGAGAAGUGUGAAUUUGAUUUUUAGUGGUAAUGAAAGUAACCUGCUCAAAGACUAUUAACAUUUGAGGCAGUUACAUGCAAUCUUUACCCUGUGCUUUACACAGGAGAAGCAUGUGAAUCUGUUACAUAUUGAGUCCCGAAAAUCAAAAAGAAGAAACUCAGAAUUUGAGAUUUUUGUUGACUGUGACAUCAACAGAGAACAACUGAAUGAUAUUUUUCAUCUGCUGAAGUCUCAUACCAAUGUUCUCUCCGUGAAUCCACCAGAUAAUUUUACUGUGAAGGAAGAUGGUAUGGAAACUGUUCCUUGGUUUCCUAAGAAGAUAUCUGACCUGGACCAUUGUGCCAACAGAGUUCUGAUGUAUGGAUCUGAACUAGAUGCAGACCAUCCUGGCUUCAAAGACAAUGUCUACCGUAAACGUCGAAAGUAUUUUGCGGACUUGGCUAUGAACUAUAAACAUGGAGACCCCAUUCCAAAGGUUGAAUUCACUGAAGAGGAAAUUAAGACCUGGGGAACCGUAUUCCAAGAGCUCAACAAACUCUACCCAACCCAUGCUUGCAGAGAGUAUCUCAAAAACUUACCUUUGCUUUCUAAAUAUUGUGGAUAUCGGGAGGAUAAUAUCCCACAAUUGGAAGAUGUCUCAAACUUUUUAAAAGAACGUACAGGUUUUUCUAUCCGUCCUGUAGCUGGUUACUUAUCACCAAGAGAUUUCUUAUCAGGUUUAGCCUUUCGAGUUUUUCACUGCACUCAAUAUGUGAGACACAGUUCAGAUCCCUUCUAUACCCCAGAGCCAGAUACCUGCCAUGAACUCUUAGGUCAUGUCCCGCUUUUGGCUGAACCUAGUUUUGCCCAGUUCUCCCAAGAAAUUGGCUUGGCUUCUCUUGGAGCUUCAGAGGAGGCUGUUCAAAAACUGGCAACGUGCUACUUUUUCACUGUGGAGUUUGGUCUAUGUAAACAAGAUGGACAGCUAAGAGUCUUUGGAGCUGGCUUACUUUCUUCUAUCAGUGAACUCAAACAUGCACUUUCUGGACAUGCCAAAGUAAAGCCCUUUGAUCCCAAGAUUACCUGCAAACAGGAAUGUCUUAUCACAACUUUUCAGGAUGUCUACUUUGUAUCUGAAAGCUUUGAAGAUGCAAAGGAGAAGAUGAGAGAAUUUACCAAAACAAUUAAGCGUCCAUUUGGAGUGAAGUAUAAUCCAUAUACACGGAGUAUUCAGAUCCUGAAAGACACCAAGAGCAUAACCAGUGCCAUGAACGAACUGCAGCAUGAUCUUGAUGUUGUCAGUGACGCCCUUGCUAAGGUCAGCAGGCAGCCAAGUAUCUAAGAGUAGCCAGUCCUAAUCCAGGAGCAUUUGAGCAUCAACUUGGAGGCCUCUGGGCCAUCUCUUGCUUUUCUUUUUUUUUUUUUUUUUUUAAUUUUACUUUAGGUGUAUACUAUAUCCAGCAUUUUUCCCCAUGUUAUCCCUCCCCACCUUCCCCACCCUCUGCUCUCCCUCCCCUACCUCCCAGCAACUGCCCUCAGUGUGUGACGCUCCUCUCCCUGAGUCCACGUGUUCUCAUUGUUCAACACCCACCUAGGAGUGAGAAUAUGUGGUGUUUAGUUUUCUGCAUCUCUUACUUUUCUUGAAAACCUGAUCCUGGAGAGACAGCAUCUUCUGGCAAACAAUGUUAUCAAAUCCCACUCCUUAAUGAAUCACUAGUCUUUGAAAAUUUGUACCUGGAUAUUCUAACCGCCCCUUUUUUUUUUUGUUUUGUUUAGUUUUCUUUUUUUGGUAACAGCUUCAAUGAGACAAUUUGUUUACCAUACAAGUCACUGACCACCCAUUUUUAAUAGAGAAGUCAUUUGACCCAAUAGAUAGAUCUAGUCUCAGCCUAACUCUAUUUUCCCCAAUCCUUCUUGAGUAAAACAAGAUCAUUUAUUUUAUGAUCAUUUAGAAUAUCUUGAGGAGUAUUACGGCACUGACUCAUAUUGUUACUGGAGAUCCCCUUAUUUCUAAAGUAUCUGUUACUUAUUGCUGAAUUUGUGUCAAGCUCAAUCACAUUCACACACUAAAAUUUAAUAGGAGACCAGCUGUCUUUGUUGCUGGCAGGAGCAAAAGUAUAGAGACCUUUGUACAUGGAGCAUACCUAGUAAAGAGCAAGUAGUCUAGUUUCAAGUGUAGUGUCUUGUAGGGAAAUAGGGGUAGCUAAGCCUGGAAAGGUUGAUUGGGGCAUAAUCAUUAAGACCAGGCUAUGAAUUUGAGACUUUAUUUUUUGGCACUAGGGAGCCCCUUCCCAAGUAACUAUCUUCCUGGAAACUUUGUUUUCUUUCAAUGACAUCACAUGAUAUUGGUUUUAUUCUAGACUACCUAUCCUACUCAUGGGUCCAAGGGAAACUUAGUGGGACGUGACUUGCACGGGGCUGUACUCAGACAUGUGGUCCUAGGUAUCAUAACGGGAUUGUCCCCAGAGUAACAGGAAGCAUUGUUAUCAAAGGGAGAGUUCAAACUGAGAUAGAUGAGAGAAGUGCAAGGUAAAGGAUAGAAAAACAGUGCUGAGUACUUUAUUUCUAAGAUAUAAGGUGAGGCCAUAAACAGGAAGCCAUGCAGUGAGAGUAGAAGCUACAGAAAAGGGGAGGAAAUAGAAUGUCAGAAAGGUCAAGAAGAGCAGUUUGGAACUGAGACUGUAAGUAAUGUAAGGAUUUCAAGGACUGGUUUUUAUGCAGAGUCAGCUGUGUAGCAUAGGGAGUAAGCAGUCCUGUUAUAAAUGGGUGAAGCUGGACUGCAAAAUACAAGCUUGUGUCUCUUUAAUUUGCCGCAUUCCUCCUCUAGUCACUAAAUGAAGAUGUCCUUCAAGUUUCUGUCUUUGGACUUCUUCUCUUUUUGCUGUCUUUUCAUGGGGAAUGUCAUCCAGAUAUAUGACUUCAGUUCUUAUUUUGAAUGACUCCUCUAUUUGCAGUUGUAACCUUGACAUCUUUCUUGAAUUUUUUUUGCCUCUUAAUUCCAACUAAUUCCUGGAUGUCCAUGUAGAUGUCUCAUAAUUUAGGCCAAUGCUGUACAACUUCAUGUGACACCAUCCACAUAGAAUGAAUAGGGGUUGUAUAAUAUGGUAGCUCUGCCAUGUAUCUCAAAUUGACCAUGUCUAUAUAGGAACUAGGAAUCACUUGAAUAUCCCACUCCAUCAGCUUCCUCUCCCAGUAAUUUAAUUUCCAUGUAUGGUAUAUUUAACAUCAUAUUUAAAAUCAUUUUCAGGGGUAUUCACCUACCUAAAAAAACUAUGCUUUUUUUUUUCACAUAAAUUGUACACCAUUUAACAUGCUUUAUUUCAACAGACUACUAGAUCUUUUAGUACUUCUUAGACCUCAAAAUAAAUUAUAAAAAACUUUGUA